AUGGAAGGACCCCAAAAAGUGCCACCGAUUCCGGCAGUAGAUCGAUAUUUCAUCGGUUCGAUUCUUCUCCUGAUCCACGUCUUCAGCGUUUCCUUCAACGUCUGCCUCCUCGUCGCCGUCCGACGCUUUUCUAGACGACGUUUUCAGUUUUUCCAAUGAUUUUUGAGUAUUUUUGAAGUUUAGACACGUUCCCGACAGUGUACAUCUACCUGAUGAUCGUGUCCGAUCUUCUGGGCAACUUUUUCGGGGGCUUUCAGUUCUGUUUACCGUAUUUCUUGUCUGAUGAACGGACUCAAGGUGAGGUUUCCGGCCUUAAAAUGAUCUCCUUAAGUGCGCCAUAAAUUUUGACACAGGCUUCAAAGUUUCCGACUAGGAAACUUUCUGAGACUCAGAUCUGGUUCAAACUUCUAUGGUAGGAAGUCCUAGAUAUAUUAUUUUUUUAAAAAAACAGAAAGAUUUUUUUAUUCUAAGCGCCAUGAGAUACUGGAAAAAAAUGUACAAAAAAAUGUUUGAAAAGAAAUUUCGCGAAAUUCCAGAAAAAAAUCUCAUCUUUUUGAUAUGUUUCAUUUUAAGAACUUUUAAAUCGACUGUGAAUUCUGAAAUUGAAGGAAAUCUCAUAUUCAUUAUAAGAACUGCGAUUCCUGUGGAAAAAAACACACCUUUUUCAGUCUAUGUUCGGUACUUUGGGCCCUACAUCUACAUUUUUAACGGCUAUUCCAUAUUACCAUCGCUUUUUUUCAUGAUCCCAUUGAUGACUUUGAAUCGUGUGGUUCUGACUUUGAAGCCGGAAAUGUUCGCCUGGUUCUCGAGUCGAAAAUUGUGGAUCUACAACGCUUUUCUGGGGGUAAGCAGGCUUGUGGCUGGGCGGCCCGGGGUGAGCUUUGGGCUUUUUUUUGAGGCUCCAUAGUGAAUUUUUUCAUUUUACUUUCUACCGAAUUAUCGUUCUUGUUGAGUUUUAAGGGAAAAAAAAGAAGCGAAAACGUAAUUUCUGUCGUGGAAGAGCCGGAUAUUGGACUUGGAGAAAAUCAGCUUUUCGGGCCGGACCGCCCGUUUUCGAUUAAGGCCCUGCUAAGGCCCGCAAGCCUGGGAAUAAACUAG
This is a messenger RNA of Caenorhabditis auriculariae, 1098 nucleotides long. The record is from the annotation of a GenBank genome assembly. NCBI's taxonomy places the organism in Eukaryota, Metazoa, Nematoda, Chromadorea, Rhabditida, Rhabditidae.